AUGCGUUUCACUCCCGUGGCUCUGAUUGCCCUUUCUACCGCGGCCCAGGCUCUUGUGCCCGCUGGCCAUAUCCUCCAGGACAAGGCCGCGUACACGACCAACAGGACCGCUGCCAGGACUUGCCGUUGCGCCGCCCCAGCGUCUACCGUCGUCGCUGCUCCUGUUUGGCUGCUCACCACAUUGUCUGCUCUGCCGACUUCGGCUGCGACCCCGACCCCGGCUGAUGCGUCUGUGAAGCCCCGUGCUACCUGUGCCUGCAGGAAGCAGUCUGCUAGGGCUGAGGAGCCUACCCAUGAGCAGGUCUACUCUGCGACUGCCACGGCCACUGCCAGCACCAGCUCCGUCGUGUACCCUGGCGAGACCUCGUCCUCGUUGUCGUCUUCCGUUUACGCCGCGGAGUCUACUUCUACCACUACCUCUAUUUAUACCUCUGCCUCGUCCGCUGUCUACCAACCCGAGACCACAUCUUCUUCCAGCCGCCCCUGCCCCUGGUGCGUGGGUAGCAGCCUCAGGACUCACCACCCAAAGCCUGAAACCUCCACCAGCACAUACGGUCCCGCGACGACAGACUACAAGGCUGAGAAGAAGGAGGAGCCUACCAGCUCCUCCUACGGAGCCGAGAGCACCACCGCCGCCUAUACCUCAAGCAGCCUGACAUCUACCUACUCCAAGCCCAUCCCGACUGAGACCUCCGCGUACCACGAGGAGGAAGAGGAGACCACUACCCUUCCCCCCGAGCGCUACGAGGAGGAGGAGGAGGAGGAGGAGGAGGAGAAGGCCCCUGCCCCGGAGCACUACGACGAGGAAGAGAAAGAGGAGGAGGAGGAGGAGGAGGAGGAGAAGUCCCCUGCCCCGGAGCAUUACGAGGAGGAAGAGGAGACCGAGGUUAAGAAGCACAAGGAAGAGCCCGAGUACGAGAAGGAGGCCAAGAAGCCCAAGAAGCCCAAGACGCACAAGGUGAAGGAGCACAAGAUCAAGGAGCACAAGAUCAAGGAGCACAAGGUCAAGGAGCACAAGUUCAAGGAACCCAAGGAGCGCAAGGUCAACACUCACGAGUUCGAGGAGCCCAAGGAGCACAAGAAAGAGACGGAGUACAAGGAGGAGGUUGAGGAGCACGAGCACGAGCCCGAGUACGAGCCCGAGUACGAGAAGGAGGAUGGGUAUGAGGAGGAGGAGACUUGCAAGGGACGCGAGUGCCGCAAGGAGCAGAGGCGCAAGAAGCGGCAGGAGAAGGAGGAGGCUGCCAGGAGCGAAAGGAAGCGCGCCAAGAAGAGCAAGGAUCACUAA
Molecule: messenger RNA, 1287 nt
Organism: Geosmithia morbida
Lineage: Eukaryota; Fungi; Ascomycota; Sordariomycetes; Hypocreales; Bionectriaceae
Exons: 2
Coding region: 1-1287 (428 amino acids)
Source: RefSeq, a predicted model, not a curated record